Molecule: messenger RNA, 871 nt
Organism: Salpingoeca rosetta
Lineage: Eukaryota; Choanoflagellata; Craspedida; Salpingoecidae
Product: cofilin
Exons: 5
Coding region: 84-506 (140 amino acids)
Biological process (GO): actin filament depolymerization; actin filament severing; cell motility
Cellular component (GO): actin cortical patch; actin cytoskeleton; cytoplasm
Molecular function (GO): actin filament binding
Source: RefSeq, a predicted model, not a curated record
CUUUUCGUCUGCGCUCUCGAUCCAGCUGUUCUUGCUCCGUUGCAUCUCCGAACCACCGACCACCUACCACCACACCGUCAAACAUGGCCUCUGGCAUUCAAGUGAACCCCCAGGUCGUUGAGACCUUCAACCAGCUGAAGAUCAAGCACGACAUCUCCUACGCCAUCUUCUCCCUCAGCGACGAUCUCACCGAGAUUGUUGUGCAGGAGGUCUCCGCCAACGGCGACUACGACGAGUUCAUCAGCAAGCUCCCCACGGACAAGUGCCGCUACGCCGUCCUCGACUUCAAAUACACCCUCAACGAUGGUGGCCAGCGCGACAAGAUUGUCUUCUUCGCAUGGACCCCUGACACGGCGUCCAUCAAGGACAAGAUGCUGUUUGCGUCGUCCAAGGACGCGCUGAAGAAGCAGCUCAACGGCAUCCACACUGAGAUCCAGGCCACAGACCUCGACGAGGUUGAGUAUGAGGAGGUCUACAACAAGGUCUCCUCUGGCGGCACCAAGUAACCGCGCCACCACGUUCUCUCCCCUCCUGUCUUGGCUGUUUCCCAUUUUGCGCUGAUUCCAUCCCUCGCUCCUCAUGUCUUCCCACACCACGUUAUCCCUCGCUUCUGCUUUUCUGACGCCUGAAUGGGUGCGUGUGGUGCUGUUCAACGUGGAAGCAUGGUUCGUGCCUCUCUGUCUCCGUGCCCCUUGUGUUUCUCCCGUCUUUUUUACCCAUCAACAACCAAGACGUACGUGCGAAUUGCCAUCCCCCUAUUCAGGUGCAAUCUCAAUCGUGUCCUCUCUUCUUUCGUGUGCAUCAAUGAAUUUCCCCUGCGCCUGCAAAGGGGAUUGAUCCUCCAAAAAAUAAAAUGCCCAAAACAACCGCA